UCCUCACCUGAAUAUUAUCAGAACCUCUGAAAUAAUUAAGAGACAUAAGGAGGCAAAACUCAUUUAAACACGGAACAAUCACAGGUGAACCAACCUGAUAUUUACAAUGGUACUUGAAACCUCUCAGUUCAACACUGUCACCACAUAAACAACUCUGCUGGUUUGCCACACUCAUUGAUAUUGGAGCUGCUUGAGGAGUUUUAAAAAGACACCCAUGCCAGAGAUCCAUUUAGGCCAAAUAUUUUCCUGGAGAUGGGGCAUGCCCAUCUUUAAAAAAAAGUUUUCUACAUAAUUCUGAUGACAUCCAAGAUUGAGAAAUGCAUAUAUAGACACGAUAUAAUUUGAUUGUAAAACAAGAUUGCAGAUCUUACAAAGCCUGAGGUACUCCCCGAGGUUGAGUAAGGUGAUGCUGACCCACCCGCUGAUCUGCUUACAAGCGAAGAUGCCUCAGCCUAGCAGGUGGUCAGGUCCAAUAAGCUAACAGACACAUCAGAUGUACAUAUGAUAUUUUCACAAAAUGAUUCUUUUUACGAUUGCACUGCAUGAAUCAUAUAUGAAGGAAAGAAUUUCAUGUUGUGCUGUUACACAACUUACAGUAAUAGUAUUUGCCCAAAUCAAUUUAAUUUAUUCUUUGUUGGUUCUAAGAUUAAGUGUGAGGUUGCAAUUAUAACUGAAGUUCUGUUAAACGGAAACAUAUUUUCACAAGAUGGUCUCUUCUUCAAGGUGUUUGUCUCUUAUCUCAUCUCUUCUUCCAGGUAAAGUCCCAAGUAUGCUUUUUUUCUCACAAAGCGUGCAGGAAUGGUGGUGUCUAUUUUCAGCGAAUUCCCUCUUACAGGCUUUUUUUUUCCUGCCAGUUUUCCUGGGCUCACAAGGACUUCUUUGGAGUGUCUCCCCCUGGACAGUCUGCUGUACUCUCAGGAGUAAACCUAUCUGGACUCUGGGUGGAAACAUUACCAUCCCUUCUCAUUUCCUGCUGCUCCUUGGAAAGGCUUUUCUCUUUAUCUACAGGUCACUUCUUCUGCAGAGCCAAGUGCUCCGUGGCUCAGCCAGCCGAGCAGGAAGGGGAGUAUUUGGAACUUUGCAAGAACGAGUUAAUCUCCGUGAAGAUCUCAGAAGGGGAAUCAGAGUGGGAAGGCGUGUCCUUAGUGACUGGCCAGCGGGGCUUGGUUCCGGUGUCAGCCCUGGAGCCCUUGCCUGUCCCUUUCCAUCAGUGGUUCCUAAAGAAUUAUCCAGGAAGCUGUGGCCUUUCCAGGAAGAGGGACUGGACAGGCUCCUAUCAAAUUGGAGCAGGAACUCUGCGUUCUUCAGUGAGGAGGAGAGAAGUUCUCUGUGGGCCUUGGGGAGCGACCGAAAAGCCGAGUGUGCCAGCUUCCUCCACACACUGGCUCACACGGACAUCGCAUCUGUCUACCGUCUGAGUGGCUUUGAAUCCAUCCAGAAUCUUCCAAAUGACUUGAGUGCAACCCAGCCCGAAGGCUUCAAGGAGGCCAGGUCUGGCACAGCCAGGAAGGAGCAUCAGGCUGUGGGCUCCAGAUGGUCCAGCAGCUCUGAGGACUCCAGUCUGGAGGAGGAGCUCCUUUCAGCUGCUUCAGACAGCUACCACCUGCCGCAUCCUGAUGACCUCGACGACCCGGAGCUGUUCAUGGACCUAAACACUGCUCAGGAUGAGGAGGAUGCUGAGAAUUUUUCCCCUAUAUUGGGUUUUCUGGAUCAUGAGGGUUACACUGACCAUUUCAAGAGUCUCUAUGAUUUCUCCUUCUCUUUCCUCACCACUUCUUCCUUUUACUGCUUUUCUGAGGAGGAUGAGCUUAUGGCCUACUUGGAGGCCUCAAGGAAGUGGGCCAAGAGGAGCCACAUGACCUGGGCCCACGCGCGGCUCUGCUUCCUCCUAGGACGGCUGAGUGUUAGAAAAGUCAAGCUCUCCCAGGCCAGGGUGUACUUUGAGGAAGCCAUCCACAUUCUCCAGGGGGCGUUUGAGGACCUAUCCCUGGUUGCUGCUUUGUAUAUCAAUUUGGCUGCCAUCUACCUGAGGCAGAGGCUGAGGCAUAAAGGUCCAGCCCUGCUGGAAAAGGCCGGUGCCCUGCUGGCCUGCUUGCCUGACCGCGAGUUCAGUGCCAAGAAUGAACUUGAUGUAGUGGCCUAUGUGCUGCGCCAGGCAAUUGUGGUGGGCAGCAGCCCCCUGGAGGCCAGGGCCUGCUUUCUGGCCGUCCGAUUGCUCCUGAGCCUAGGCCGGCAUGAGGAGGUUCUGCCCUUUGCUGAGCGCCUGCAACUUCUCUCUGGACACCCUCCUGCCUCCGAUGCUAUAGCCACCAUCUUGAGUUUUCUGUAUGACAAGAAAUACCUUCCACAUCUUGCAGUGGCCUCGGUCCAACAACGUGGCACUCACAGUGCCCAUGGGAUGCCUCUUCCAAUGUGGCAGGUCUGCUUGGUCCUCCAGAACACCACCAAGCUCCUGGGCAUGCCCUCCCCAAACUGGGGUGAAGUCUCUGCACUGGCUUGCCCAACUCUCAGGCAGGCAUUGGCUGCCUGUGAGGAACAGACUGACUGGAGCACUCAGAGGGCCUUGUGCCUCAUCCUGUCCAAAAUGUACCUCCAGUACAGGUCUCCUGAUGGUGCCAUCUACUACCUGAGCCAGGCCCUGGCGCUAGGGCAGCUACUGGGUGAGCAGGAAGCCUUUGAAUCUUCCCUCUGUCUGGCAUGGGCCUAUCUUUUAGCAAGCCAGGCGAAGAAGGCUUUGGAGAUCCUAGAGCCACUGUUCGGCUCCCUGAAGGAGACAGAGAGUGUCACCCAGAGGGGAGUAGUCCAUAACCUCCUGGGACUUGCACUUCAAGAUGAAGGCCAGGUGAGCAGGGCAGCCAAGAGCUAUCUCCAGGCCUUGAACACAGCUCAGGAGACAGGAGAUUUGCACAACCAGGCUGUGACUAUGGCCAAUCUUGGCCACCUGACACUUAAAGCUCAGCAGCCAGCCAAGGACUAUCUUCUGCGAGCAGUUCGACUGUAUUCUGAACUCCAGGCCAGCAAGGACACAGAUACGGAAUUGGUACAGGUGCUCCUCUGGCUGGCCGAAGUUCUGGUGUCUGGACGCCAGCUGACCCAAGGCCAGCUUUGUUAUGAAAUGGCCCUGCUGUUUGGCUUAAGGCAUCGACACCUAAAGAGUCAGCUUGAGGUCACCAAAUCCCUCUGCCAUUUCUACAGCUCUGUGUCCCCAAAUCCUGAGGCAUGCAUCACCUACCACGAACACUGGCUGGCCCUGGCCCAGCAACUCAGGGACCGGGAGAUGGAGGGGAGCCUGCUGGAGUCCCUUGGGCAGCUCUAUCGUAACCUUAGCACAGCCAGGUCCCUCAGGAGGUCUCUCAUCUGCAUCAAAGAGAGCCUGCGCAUAUUCAUUGACCUGAGGGAGAGAGACAGGGCUGCAGGAGCCUGGCUGGCGGCAGGAAGACUUCACUACCUCCUGCAGGAAGACGAGCUGGUGGAGCUCUACUUCCAGGCAGCCAUCCAGACAGCCUUCAGGGCAGAGCAGCCCUCCUUGGCUCUCAAACUCUACGAAGAAGCAGGCGAUGUGUUCUUCAAUGGGACCCGCCACAGGCACCGCGCGGUGGAGUAUUACCGGGCUGGGGCCGUUCCUUUAGCAAGGAGGAUGAAGGCACUCAGAACUGAGCUUCGGAUUUUCAACAAGCUGACAGAGCUGCAGAUCAGCCUUGAGGGCUAUGAGAAGGCUCUGGAAUUUGCCAUGCUUGCUGCCAGGCUGAGCACAGUCACAGCCUUCCGAUUCCUAGGAGAUCAGAAGCAGAAACUGGUGGCCUUUCACCGCCUGGCUACAGUGUACUACUCACUGCAUAUGUACGAGAUGGCUGAGGACUGCUACCUGAAGACUCUUUCCCUUUGCCCACCAUGGCUACAGAGUCCCAAGGAGGCACUGUAUUAUGCUAAGGUGUAUUAUCGGCUCGGUCAACUCACCUUCUACCAGCUGAAGGAUGCUCAUGAUGCCACUGAGUACUUCUUGUUGGCCCUGGCUGCAGCAGUCCUGCUGGGUGACGAGGAGCUGCGGGACAUAAUUAGAAGCAGGCUGGACAACAUCUUCCAGAGCCCCUUGUGGCACAGAAGUCCCUCAGGGUGUUCCUCAGAGCGGGCGCGGUGGUUGAGCAUUGGAGGCCUGGCCCUCUGAGGACAGCUACCUCUGACCAUUUGCCAUGGCUGGAUGCUGCCUCCCUGUCCGAGGCUCUCAGAUAUCGAGGGGUGGCUUUGAGUCCUCUCCUGGCCCAGGCCGCUUGUUUGCCAGGAGAAGAGCAAUGUCCAGAGGGAGAAGGUCUCAUCCUGGACCACACACGGAGCUGACAGUGGAGCCACAGUGGACCAUCCUAGCUUGGGGCCUUAUCUCUGGAUUUGUCUCCAGGUACCUGUGGCCUUUCCACACAGGUGGCCUAUGAAAUGCAGUUUCUCAUCAUGUAGUUCUGGAGAAAAUUAGAAAACCUUACCCCUUACCUCAGAAUCUUUCUUUCUUCCCCCAGUGAGGAAAUCAGGCACUAUUCUAGUGAAAGUCAGGCAGAUUAAAGUUUGUGCCUGUCACCCAUUUUCACAGAUCCUGCUACUUGUCAAGGGAAGAGCCCGUGGUCUUUUUUCUCAAAACCAAAGGAGGUGCCACUCCUUGUGCUCAUGGGGACUGACACGUGAGGAUUCACCAUGCUCGUUAGCUAAAAAGGCAGCCUCAGGAUGGCUAGGUAGACACAGGGCACGAGGCUGCUGCUGGCUGGGAUUCAUGUCUCCAUCCUGCCCCUGGCUAUGUUCCCACAUGACCUUCCAGAAGCUGCAGUGAAGCUUGUGAGGGACCAAGGUUUGAAAUAGAAUAUUAAGCAUAUUGUGACAUAAAUUACAUGUAAAUAGUAUACAUCAUUAAAUAUCGAUCAUCGACAUUCACACACACACACACACACACACACACACACACAUUUUGUCUCCUUUGUCUUGGGUACAAAUGAGAUCAGAGUCUUGAAGGAUGGGUUAAAUACCAAGAUGUCUUAUUGGUUUCAGGGUAGCUCUUCACAGAGCACCUCUAUUAGUAAUCUAUCACUGCAUGAUACAGGGAUGGCUUGAACAACAGUUAUGGAUUAUCUUACAGUUUCUGUGGGUCAGAAAUCCAAGUGCGACUUGACUGAGUCCCCUGACUCAGGGUGGCUCUUGGGGCUGCAGUCAUGGUGAGUUCAGCUAUAGAAGGAUCUGUGGCUGUCAGAUCACACACCUGUUGGCGGGGGUCAGUUCCUUGCUGACUGUUGGCCACCAUGUGGGCCUCUCCAUGGCAUGGUUCGCAGCAUGGCAGCUCACUUCAUCAGAGUGAGCAAGCCAGCAAAUCCAGACAGCAGCAGUCACUGUCUUUUCAUAACCUGAUUGCAGAGUGACAUACCCUUAGCUUUACCUAUUCUAUCAAGUGGGGCCAUUCUGCAUAGAAGGGGGUUGGUAGUUACCAAGGGCAUGAACACCAGGAGAUGAGAACUUACUGGGGUCAUUCCUGGAGUUACUACCAUUGCAUGAGUCUUUUGGGAGUGGGAUCAGGUAUUGUCUAAGGCAGUGAACUCAAGAAUGUGUUCCACCGAUCAGGGGCAACAAAUGCACCAGUGAGAGUGUUUGAAGUGCAAAUUCUUUGACUCCAUCUAAGAUCUCCCAGUCAGAAGCUCUGCACCCCAGAGGCUUAACUCUGGCAAACUCCCCAGGUGAUUCUAAAUAGAGUUGAGGAGCAGUGCUCUAGAACAGAUUUUCUUGGGUAGGUUGCCCUUGGGAAAACUAGUUGAACAUGAACUUUUUGGUUCCCACUGCUAAAAAAUCAGUAGGUCAGUAGUUCAAGGGUAUACCCCAGGUGUGUGCAUGUUUCAUGAAGUCAUUCACCCUUGCUCUGAGCAGUGUGAGCACACCUGAAAUCAGGCUGUCAUUCUCUUCACCUGAUACCCAUCAUCUUUGAUUUGAUGGCCAAAUCAUCUGUCCUUCAUUUCUAGCUUUUUGGGCUUUACCAGAUGUUGGCUGUGUGCCGGGUGGGAAAGAAAGGGUCCAUGGAGUCCCUGGAGAAUCUUCUGGUCACCAAGGUCAGCUGCACAAUGGCUCAUCUCCUCUCUUAGGGUCUUGGUUGGAAAGGCUCUCCGCUCUUGAAAGGAUUCUUUCCCAGGAAGGGAAUGAAAUGGUCUAACCCACUGCUAUGUAAAAUAGAUGCGGUUUUGUUCCCACCACAAGCUACAAAAUCUCCAAACUGGGAGGAAUGUUGUGGCUGAUGUUAGCCGUCUAAUCUCCCACGUAGCGUCCUUUCAGCAACAUUCCCUGGAGAUGGCCAGGGGCACAUGCAUUCCAGAACACUUACGCAUCUUAUAUUUGAAGAUCGCUUGGCCUGGAACUCGUACCACGAGCUGUGCCACAUCUGACUCGGGUUACAGAGCUUCUCCCUCUUCCCAGCCGCUCACCAUUGUCCUCUGGCCAGAUUUGACGCUGCUCCCCUGAAUGUGUGAUUCCCGGGGGUGUCCAGAGCUGUUGACCUUGGUUGGUGGGUGAAGAGUGCCGACGGUCACUGUAAUGAAUGUAAGAUGGUGCAUCUUCACUUUGUGUUAAGGUUUUCCUUCUCUCUGGCAUCCAUGUCUUAAUUUGGCUCACACUGAGCUUUGUAAUCACUUGAAACUCCUACAUCUUCUCACUUGAACUUUCUCUUUGGUCAGGUAUUUAUUAAUUGCUGCACAUAUGCAUACACAUGCCCAUGCUCUCCCACGUACACAGACACACAUGAAGGGCAAUCUAUCUAUCUAUCUAUCUAUCUAUCUAUCUAUCUAUCCCUUUUUUAUUGUGUUGGAAGUUUUGGUCGGAAUUUUCUAAGUCUGUGCAUUAUUAUUAAGCUGUAAAUACGGUAAAUUUGUCUCCUACUGGGUCAGACAGAAAUGUCCAAGAUGCUCCCAAAGACAAGGGUAAGACUAUUUUUUUCAGAUGUGCAAACCAUUGUAUUAUAUAAUUGCAUUCACUACAUCCUAUAUGUAAAUUGCUUGUUAAAAUAGCCUUUAAAAUAUUCAAAAAAUCUCUUUAAACGUGGGCUAACUCUUCUUCAUGGACUUGUGUUGAUGCUUUUUUUUUUCCUCAUGAUCCUCAUAGAGUGAAGUGAUGAUUAGAUUGGUUCUCUAAGCAGAUUUUAUUAUCUAUAUGUCAUAGCCAAAGCUGAUCCUCCUUCCAAAAUUUUCAAGGACUGCUUGACCCUUGGUUACUUCUGCCUAAUCUAAAUAAAGCUGAGUGUGGUGGCACACACUUGUAAGUCCUGCACUCUGGGAAGCUGAGGCUGGAGGGUCAC
Molecule: messenger RNA, 7306 nt
Organism: Fukomys damarensis (Damara mole-rat)
Lineage: Eukaryota; Metazoa; Chordata; Mammalia; Rodentia; Bathyergidae
Gene: Sh3tc2
Product: SH3 domain and tetratricopeptide repeats 2
Exons: 11
Coding region: 707-4165 (1152 amino acids)
Biological process (GO): regulation of intracellular protein transport; regulation of ERBB signaling pathway
Cellular component (GO): recycling endosome
Molecular function (GO): protein binding
Source: RefSeq, a predicted model, not a curated record